Molecule: messenger RNA, 1679 nt
Organism: Hypomesus transpacificus
Lineage: Eukaryota; Metazoa; Chordata; Actinopteri; Osmeriformes; Osmeridae
Product: G2/M phase-specific E3 ubiquitin-protein ligase-like
Cellular component (GO): nucleus
Molecular function (GO): ubiquitin-protein transferase activity
Source: RefSeq, a predicted model, not a curated record
GAUAACGGAAGCGCUCAAUUUGAGUUGAUGGCGGUUGAUGGAGUUCAUGGUGACCCAAAAUGGACAGCGAUAGAGUGGUGUUUUGCCCGUUUUGUGGCAAACAUAUGAGCCAAUUAACAAGACUUUGUUUUUCGUGUGGUCGGUCUUUGGAGUUUUUAAAUGGCGCAGACAAGACAGAAGGACCAAACACACAGGGGACAUCUCAACAGCCGGAUAAUGCUAAACAAACAGAAAAACCUUGCACAUCAUACAAACAGUUCAUGGAGUACAAAAGUUCAAAGUCCAAAGAGCGUCAGUCUUUUAACUACGGGCCGAGAGGAAGACAUCGGGCUAAAGAACGAAAACACGUCCAGAUAAACAUUGGAUUGAUGGUGCCAAAUGGAACUGAUUUAAAACCUCUAAGAGGGAAAACACUCCCGUUAUUUGUAGACCCAGAGGUAGCAGCUCCUGAUGUACUGAAACAAGCUGUCCAGAAAAUGAAAACAUUUAACAAGGACAUGCCAGAAGGACCGUACAUCCUUUUGUAUCCAGACUGCUCAGAGGUGGUCCAUGUGCCUGGAUCAGAAAGGCCAUUCAAAUUGGCAGAAUAUAAAAAGGAACUAGGAAGGCCAUAUUCCAGGAUCACAUUUUUCAUUUGCCUAGAAACACAUUUUAAAGGAGAAGCAGUGGAUAAUACUUCAGACUCUGAUUCUGAAAUUGUCAUCGCAUCAAGGAGCACAGCUGAAUUCAAUCGAGCUGACACAGUGGUUUUUGAACCACAAAACCGAAGUACUCCCAAACUCAAACCUAAAGAUGAAAGGGAGGAGAUGGACAUUACACUACCUGACAUUGUACCAAACCUGUCGCUUCCUAUUGAUCAAAGAGUCAGCAGGUUCAACAUCUCAAGGGCUAAUGUUUGGGAUGGAGCCGUCAGAGGUUUCAAGCGUACAACAUAUUCUGAAACCUGUGACCUGCUGGUCAGAUUUACUGAUGAUGCUGGUAUUUUUGAGGAGGGAAUUGACACUGGUGGUCCAAGACGAGAAUUUUUAUCUCUGCUAAUGAAACACCUGAAAGACCGGCACAUUUUUGAUGGACCAGAAGGACAUCGGUUCUUGGUCUACAAUGCAAAUGCUGUUAGGGAGGAUGAAUACUUAAUGGCAGGAAAGAUGAUCGCAGUGUCAGUUGUACAUGGAGGUCCAGGACCCCAUUUCCUGUCAGAAGAUCUUGUACAUUAUCUUGCCGGCCAGCCUUCAUUCAAACCAACAGUUAAUUUAAUAACUGAUGAAGAAAUAGGGAAAGCUUUGCGAGAGAUUAAGAAUGCUGCUUCAUUGGAUGCUCUGCAAGAAUGUAUCAUGAGACACAGCACAAUGUUACAGACAGCAGGCUGUCUGAGACAUGUUGCUGCUGUGGAAGAAAAGAUCGUGGCAGACUACCUCCAGUGGUAUAUUAUUGACCGCAACUCAUCUGUAAUUGACAGAUUCAAAGAUGGUCUUUCAGCCCUUCAGUUUCUGACUACACUACAGCAACACCCUACUUUGCUCACCCCUGUCCUGUGCCACUUUGAAAAGCGACUCACUGGCUUUGAGCUUGAAAAACUCUUCAAACCUGACCUCAGCCCUUCAGGGAGUAAUAGGAGACUAAAAGAAAGUCAAACCGUGACCUACUGGGCAGACUAUCUCCUUGACUGUGAAGGUUUGUAA